UAUAGGCGUGCCUUAAGCUUACUUUCUUAUUUCUCUUUUUGUCAUUUCCCUUUUCACUUUAUAUGUGUGGCAGAGUGAAAUCACUAUAAACUCUAGUGGAAAGGAAAACUCCUCUACACCUCACAAAAGUACAGAGGAGGGCUACAGACUCCUGUGCUCUUCUCACUAUAAAUUCAUGCUAUCCCUUCCCCACCUCUCUCAUGUUCACUCCUCUCUUCUCCACAUCUCUCAUAUUUUCCUAAGCUUUCCUCAGCUCCAAACCUUGAGUUAUAUCUCAAUUUCACACCUCCUUUCUCAUAGAACUCCAAAAUUCUUGCAUUUAAUCCAAAACCAGCCUCCUCUGUUUUUCCCCUGUUUCAGUUUCUGCCUCUGUUUUUGUGCAUUUUUCAUUGUGGUUUGCAAUGUCUUCCAGUGUGUGUCAAGGCCUGCAAUCAUGCUUGGAGCCUCGACUUGUUGAACAGCGUGUUUUGAGGCUCAAGUUGUCUCCACCAGCCUCAAGCUUUUCUCGAUCAUUUGGAUUGGCUCAGAGGCCUGGUUCAUCCACCUCUGACUCCAGAGAGGCUCACGAAAAGUCCCAUACUGAAGAAAACAACGAAAACAACAAAGACAAGAAUAACGACAAAGUUGUCGAUGAUUGCAACAUCAAAAGCCAAAAGAAUGGUGAAUUGGGUGGCUGGAGCUUCAUCCAAGCUCUCAGCAACACUUCCCUUAGUUUCAAGGAAGUACUUGACACUGAUAAGGUCUAUGUUCACCCACUGGUUAAGCGUUCUUCAUCGAUGCUAAGCGCAAAGAGCUUGGAAAUGUGCACUGAGAGCUUAGGCAGUGAGAGUGGUACUGGCAUUAGCCAGAGCAGCCAUGAGGUCUCUUCACCUUCAUGGAGAAACAGCAGCGAAAAGUUUGCAGUGAGGGAGUUAUCAGAAGUACAAAAAACCGGCAUGAAGAACAAGAUGACUCGUAGUACAAGUUUUCCACCUCCUUUAACAUCAAUCAGCAGUAGGGGUGGUGGAGGCCUUCAAGUAAGGCCUCACAGAGAAGAUGGCCGGUUAGUUAUAGAAGCAGUUGCCAUCCCUGCUUGUCAUUCUUACUUCCAUGCAGACCGCAGCGAUGGCAGGCUCAGGCUUCAACUGUUGAAGGACUGCUUUCAAAACUGCAACAAUGAAGCAACCAAAGAGGAGGAUGAUGAGCAAGUUGUUGAAGAAGAUGGUGAAGUUGAAGCUGACGAAGAGGCAGUGGAAGGAGGUGGCAAUGAAGAUGAAAGUGAUGAGACUGAUGGUGAGAGUGCUCACUGGGGAGAAGAAGAAAAAGAAGAAGAAGAAGAAGAAGAAGAGAUGGAAGGGACUGGCGGGAACGUUGCGGGCGAGAUUGAAUUGGGGAAGCUCCCAAGGCCUAGUAGAUGCAUGGAAGGUGGUGGGCAUAGCAACAAUAGCCUCAUGAAUUGGGAGUCCAUCUGGGUGGCUACCUCCUAGAGAGGCCCUCGGUUUCUGAGGGGUGCUCUACAAAUAUGGUUCUUUUUUUGUUUCCAUUUUCUUCUUUGCUCCUCUGUCAUUAUGAUUUGAAAUUUCCCCACCUGGGAGUUUUAGUAAAAUAUGCUAAUGGCAGUUAUUAUGGUUAUUGAAACUGCUGAGAGAAUCCCUAUACCUCUUUCAGUCUCUUUCUGUCCA
Messenger RNA from Vitis riparia (riverbank grape), 1661 nucleotides. RefSeq names its product protein FANTASTIC FOUR 3-like. The transcript has a single exon. NCBI's taxonomy places the organism in Eukaryota, Viridiplantae, Streptophyta, Magnoliopsida, Vitales, Vitaceae. The record is from RefSeq and is a predicted model, not a curated record. Bases 402 to 1466 code for a protein of 354 amino acids.